UGCAAUGGGGUAGGACGCACCUGUGCAUGACAUGGAUCUUCGAUUCUCUAGGUGGACAAUCUACUUCUGGAUCCAGGCCCAGAUUUGCUGUGGAGUGGUACUGGGUUCUGAAUGCGGAUCUGUCAAUCACCUGUCAAAGAAAGAUAUUCUGCUUUUGGCGGCUGAUGAUGACCCAAAGUGUUUUACUCGGACACAAUGUGACCUCACUUGCUUUUGGGAAGGUUCCAAUAACAAGUCUUAUAAUUUCUUCUAUAGUACUGAUGGUGUGGAGAAGCUGUGUGAUCUCACGCAACAGAAAAUGGAGAACGGCAGCAUCCUGCAUGUGUGCUCAUUCCCCAAAUCAGACGUCUUCACGUUCACCCUCACACACAUCAGAGUGGUGGAGACCAGCACCAACAGCACCGUCUUCAGCCGAAGCAUCAGUGUGGAGGACCAAGUUCUGUUGGAUCCCCCAUCCAAUGUUUUUCUCCAUGUGACCGGGGAGGUAGGACAGCUUCAAGUGGCUUGGCACACACCUGCAGAGUGGAGGUCCCAUGUUCUGUAUGAGUUACGGUACUCCUCACACAGCUCACAGGAGAGGACCAAACAGAUAGAAAUUUCAAGGUCGUUAGUCCACAGACUGGACUCCCUCAUUCCUGGAGAGGUGUGCCGAGUUCAGAUGCGCGUCACACCCAAUGGCUACAGUGUACGAGGACACUGGAGUGAUUGGUCACAACCCGCUGCGGCCAUGGUGCCUCAGCACGCAGCUGACGCUGAUUUAUUGUGCCAUACUUCUGAUCUCCGCAAUAUUCGGUGCCAGUGGAACGGCCAAAUAUCUGGUGAAGACUCCCACUACACUCUUUUCUACAAGUUGUGGUCCAGUGUCUCUGGCCGCUGGCGAGAGUGCACUCAGAGAGAGACUACGACCCAGUGUGUCUUCGCUGGAGAGGACUCCAGCGCCGUGCGUGUCAGCCUCAGUGGGGGUCAAGGGCCACACAGUCAGAUAUUUUACUCCGAUCCCUUCAGGAUGCUUGACAGUGUUAAAUCAGACCCUCCGUGGAAACUGAGGGGAGAGACAGAAGGAGGCAGGCUGUGUCUGCAGUGGGAGCCCCCCCUCUACAAUCUGUCUGGACACUUGAUGUAUCAGAUCCGCUACCAUCCCCAGGGAGAGCUCUUGUGGAAGCAUGUGACCCUGCAAAGCCCCCUGACAAGUACAUGCCUGGAUGUGCAGGCAGGCAGCCAGUACUCCAUCCAGAUCAAGGCCAAGCCUAAUGGGUCCAUCUACAGCGGGUUCUGGAGUGAAUGGUCUAACACUCUCACAGUCAAUGUGCCCUCAAACACAGGCACCGUGCUCCUUGCAUGCAUCCCUUUCAUAUUGCUGUUUGUGUCAGUUUUAUUGAUUGCUGCCUUCUCCAAGUAUUUCAGUAAAAUUAAGCAACACCUGUGGCCCCCAGUCCCAAACCUGGACAAGGUGCUUGAAAGUUUCCUCACAGAUAUUAACCGGAAUUGCCAGAACCCACCUUACAAUAUCAAGCAGUGCUACGACGACACCCCCGCCUCAGUAGUGGAGAUUGUGUCUGAGAGAGAGGCCUUGGGUGACGGGAAAAUACAGAGGGAUUCGGUCAUCCACGUUCCUUCAGAGCUAGACUCAGAGGAGGAAACAGAGGAGGAGCUCCAUCUGGAUCUACUGGAAACAAGUCAAGAUUAUGUGACCCUGAACACUGAGAGCCUUGUCACCUGCCUGCGGAGCAACGAGUAUGUGGCGGGGAAGCCAAUGAGCUUGGGAGAAGAAGUCUUCCAGGUGAGGUGCUACUGCACCAGGUCCAGUGGCUUCCCCUCUUCCACAUACAUCUUCAACCAUUCCUAUCUCCUCCUGGCAGAACAGGGGCUUCUGCACAUGGAUGCUAGAGGGAUCUUUAACCAGUACACCAAUCUGGAGAACGCAGCACAGAAACCCCUGCAAGCUGACUCUCAGAAUCUGUAAUGCACAAAUGCAAACAGGACACACAAUAUGUUGUCUAAUCAGUUUGUUGAGGUGUGGCUUUUGUCAUUCUAAAUCCCUAACUUUGGGAAUCACAGCAGCAAGGGUUACAAAUGCCUUGCAUGUCACCCUACCAGAGAUGCAUAUUGAUCCUCAAACCACAAAAAUACCAGUUGUGGUCGACCAUUUUCACAUCACAUUUGUCAGUCAGUAAACAUGAUUUUACCAGUUAGCUGCAGUGGACGAGAGUUGCAGCGGAUUAGUGAGCCAAGAAUCAUCAUCUUAAAAGUUGCACUCCACUGUGCCCCAAGAAGGAGUCACACAAGUGUUACACACUCCAUUGUUAGGGUUCCCCUGUCCUUAGUGGUUGACUUAGUGUGGGGCAUUUUGUUUUAGGUAUUAAGGUACUUAACCUGAAUUACUUAAGGAAACACCCCGCUGUAUGAAUGGAUGAAGCUCUACAUGAAAAUGGGAACAAUGCAAGUUGCUUUGGACAAGGGUCUGGAUGUCACCAUGUGGAGUGAGCACUUGCUUGCAGUAAGAAGAGACAGAGGAAGCCAAGUAGAAUGCAGCCUGUAAUGCAAAACACUUGUCUGGAACAUUGUGUAUAUAUAAAGCCCUUUUGAAGUUUUACAAACUCCAGUGAUGCCUGUUGGCAUGUCACACCAAACCACACGUUCACACCAGGCAAACAUGAAAACCAGUUUAAUAUUUGCUUUCUGUUUGAGCCACUUAUAUUUUGGACUCAUGCAUUUGUGAGGAAAAAACAAAUCCCUGUUUUUGGUCAGCACAGCUUAUCUGGGAGAGUUAGCGGACCCUUCCUCAGAGGUCCAAAGCAAACACACAUGGAAUAGGGUAUCAAAAUAUUCUUGACAGCAAGGUUAAAAAUGACUAUACUGUAUUUAUUCAGAGAUGCUAGUAACGCAAAACAUUUAAGAGAUCAAAUGCUUAUUUGAUUUUAUGCAUUUGCCUUUUCAAAAUGUUUUAACACAAGGCAAUUUGUAUCGUAAGUCAAUAGCAUUACUGUUAUCACUUAUUGUAUUUCUGUCUAGUUGAUUAUGGAUCGGUUCCAGUCAGAGGAGGAAGUAGGUAACCUGGAGGCAGUUUCAGUAGUUGUUCUGGGUCGGGUCUAUAUUGUGACACAUUGUAAUGUUUCCAUUUCUUGCUUUAACUUAUUCCUUCUUGGAUUUUCAUGACACUUAAGCUUAUUUUUGGGGGGAGAGAAUCAGAAAUGACAAAAAAAAAUCUGACUGGCGAAAAGCAUACUAUCUCUAUAGAGCAAUAGCAAAACAUCACUGGGUCUGUGCCAUUGUUUAAUAGUAAAUAUGUCUUGAGUGAUUUGGGCUACAUGGUGUCACUGCAAAUGUUUUAUAAACACAUUUUGAUGCAUUGUCUGGCUGCAUCAUUUUAAAGUCUUCGAAAUUCCACUGUCUCAA
This is a messenger RNA of Megalops cyprinoides (Indo-Pacific tarpon), 3396 nucleotides long. RefSeq names its product MPL proto-oncogene, thrombopoietin receptor (gene mpl). Gene Ontology annotation, molecular function: protein binding; cytokine receptor activity. Bases 32 to 1963 code for a protein of 643 amino acids. The record is from RefSeq and is a predicted model, not a curated record. Gene Ontology annotation, biological process: hemopoiesis; positive regulation of cell population proliferation; cytokine-mediated signaling pathway. NCBI's taxonomy places the organism in Eukaryota, Metazoa, Chordata, Actinopteri, Elopiformes, Megalopidae. The transcript is spliced from 12 exons. Gene Ontology annotation, cellular component: external side of plasma membrane.